Messenger RNA from Plasmopara halstedii, 2891 nucleotides. RefSeq lists its product as uncharacterized. The coding region runs from base 1674 to 1919 and encodes 81 amino acids. NCBI's taxonomy places the organism in Eukaryota, Oomycota, Peronosporomycetes, Peronosporales, Peronosporaceae. The transcript has a single exon. The record is from RefSeq and is a predicted model, not a curated record.
UCCAAGACUGGCUUCAUUAUCUUAUGUGUGGCUUGCAGCCCAUGUAUACCAAGAAUUUCUUCAUUCCGGAGGUCCACCAUAGAGAUCAAUACCUCAUUACUCAUGUUUGUUACCAACACAAAAAAAGCUGUGCGGAGUUUGAUUGAUUGGAUGGCGAACGCUAGUGGACAAAACAAACAACCAGAGAGCAACAACAUGUUACUUCGAAAUUCAGCAGUAAUAAUAAUACACAAGUCUAUAUUACUAUCAGGGUUUCAAUUCUACAGUAUUGUCAAUUGUACUUACCCAUUCUAUUUAUAUUGCUUAACGAUCGAAGCCAGAUACACUAUCCUCGUCUUAUCUUCCAUGAACACUGUUUACCAUGUCUUACACAUGAAGGUCGGUCCAUUCAACGUUUCUGAACCAAGUAUUAUCGCUUAGGUAGCGUUUUUAAUGCUUGAUCGCUUUCCUGUCAUCUUCUACCCCUUAAUCGAAAAUUCAUCGCACUUCACAAACAUCGACUCCAUUUCGCCAAUGCGUCUUUAUGAUUUGUCAGUCUCAUUGCUUGCAGUUAUAACUCUGUUGGCAUGUGUAAUUGCCUUUGUCGAUUCAAACGUGGUGUCCUAUAGCGCCCAGUUGAAACGUCCCGGGUGGAAUGAACGCUAAAAAUUUAGGAAUCCAAGAAAAAUUGGCGCAAGCUACUGACAACGAAAAGAGGGUAACAAUUGAACCAUUCACGAAAACUUUUGUAUAAACUAAAGUAAUCUUACAAGGAACACAUUCCACAAAACCCCCACAUGGCAAAAGCGCUGCUGCAUUAGCAAAAUUUGUUGAACAGAGCAAAAACGGUAUACGUCAAACAUCAAAAAAGCUGCAGCUACUCCUAGUCGCCUCCGACAUUUCAUUACCAAACCAAAUAAGUUCCAACGCCUUUUCAUCAUCGAAUGGCUCAAAUUGGGUAAGAAAUCGCCUAUUUGACGGCCGCCAGCAACAAGAAAUCAAUCACAAUUUCUUUGCUGAAGAGUGGACAGCAAAAAGCUAUCGUUGCUGUGCAAAUCCUGCGACUGACACUUUGCCGAAAUGACUAACUGUCCUACGCACAUGCUCGUCAUAAUGAUCAACAGUCGGUGAGUCAAAUCAGUUUUAUAUAUGCUAGAAGGUUAUACGGCUCGGUGCUAACUGUGUUCUGGUAGACCUUGAUUUUAUAGCAUUGUUGCCUCAAAUUCGGCUUACCCAAGUGUCCCUUGCGUGGAUUGAGAAGGUAUUUACAAGUAUAAGAAGACUUGCAUUUAAAAAAUAAAAAUGGGAAAUGUGCUACUCAUCUAACGUGGAUUGUUAUUUGUGAAUUUGAAGUUACCUGCAUCAUGCACACUACUAAAUUUAGUAGUAGUGUAGACGCGGUUGGACACCACGUUUGGAUCGGCAGUGGCAAUCACACAUACCAAUAGAGUGAUAGCAGCAAGCAAUGAGAUUGACAAAUCAUAGAGACGCAUUGGCGAAAUUGGAGUCAAUGUUCUUUAGGAGCGACAAAUGUUUUGAUUAUGAGCAGAAGAUGAAAGAAUGGCAUUUUUCACAUUCAGUUGCUGGCUGCGCUUUCCGCACGGCUGUGGCUCAUAAAGAGCGAUGAAGGAUUCCACUGACUAUAUCAAGAAAGGAUACCAGACACUAAAGUUGCUCAGGUCAAAUUCCGCUUAAUGAUUCAACCUUUGCGACAGAUUGUCGCCGAAAAAGACUUUAAUGCUUUUAAAGGCAAUGGCGUCACUGAGUACGCGUAUUUCCUUACUUUGCCAGUCAGCUUGCUACUUUUAAAAGGCUUCAACCAUUUUAAACGAUGGUGCCGAGACGCUUUACUUCGCCACAAUAUUUCUCCGUUGGUGCUAACGCUGGAGUUGUAUCCGUGUUCAUUGCGUAUCCGCUGGAUUCGGCUUGUGCCAGCUUAACUGUGCAAGAAUAUUUGGUUAACAACGUGCACACGGGCGUAUUUGAGAUACGUUCGUCUGUUUGCAAGUAGAGGGGUCACGUGGCGUUAAGAGGAUAAUCUCUCAUACUAAGUACAAAGCAGGACUAGAGUUGGCAAACUUCACAUUGAAAGUGAAGUCGCUGGCAUACAGAUGUUCGGAUAUUUGGUCAAGCUUUGCGGUGUAAGUCUUAUUCGUGUUAUCUUUGGCCUAUACCAUAACGAUGCGCUUGGCUUUGCUUACCCCGUGAACAAGGGUAAUAUUCGGAUAUGAAAGUUGACGUGAAACUUAUUAUCAUCGACCCGCUGGCAAUUACGGAAUCGUUCAGACGAGCGACGACAACAAACGCAAUUUUUUUUAUGUCGAGCUUGACUAAUAUCAGCUGAGUAUUGUGCGCGAAAACUACGCACAUCAGUACUUAAGAUAGUCAGCGGAUAAUUGUUCACGAGACGGUUGUUCGGGGUAUGUUUGAGGAUCGUGUGACAAAUCAUAUCAAUGUGAUACUAUCGAUCGCAAUUUCGAUUCCCAAUGGAGUGAGUGAUCGAAAAGUACGGAUAUCAAUCCAUCAGCCGAUAAGAGCAAAGGUAUGAUAAUACAUCAGCAUGAAUCUUUUAUCUAAGCAGCUUUCAAGCUCGACUCGUCCUCAACUACCAACGAAAAGCUUACAACACCCGGCAUUGUGUAAAUAUCUAUAGAAGGAGCUGCACCGCCUACUGCAAUGACAUCAGUAGUGUGGUCGACAACGCAAAAGUGGCAGGAUGGCAACGUUGAUCGGGCAGCUGCCAGAAGAUGUCCAGUACUACGGUUCCAUGUUUUUAACCCGGCAUCAUUGCCCACACUCAGCAGCUCAGUACGAUGAAAUAUGACGUCAUGGAUGUCACUUGAUGUCUUGGUGUAAUGCACUGGCACGCGUGAUGGAAGGUGCCACAUACUUAGAAAUCCACCAGUUGUCUC